GGACGCAAUAAACAAUGCAAGUGGUGGGGGUGGGGAGCCAAGAACUCCGAGGCAGUCUGAGGGUAGGGACUCACGGAGGCAUAAGCUCUAGCUCCGGGUCGAAAACUCAACACAAACAACGUGGCCAGGCAACAUCAGAUACUUGCGCAGGUACACGGGAUCAAAGCAGGAGGUGGCGUGCGACAAAGGCGGGAGGAACAUGAAGUUGCCGUCUGAUACGAUGCCGGAGGCAGCCGAUGGGCUCGCGGGCGCAGUCCUCGGGGUGGUGGUGGGGGGUCCCUCCUUAGCCGUCAGGUCCGGGGAUCUCUUGGCCGGACCUAGCUCGCCUUCACAGGCGGCGCGGUCAGAGACACGGGACAAUGGGCACCACGCCCCUUGUUCGGCGAAGUUCCGAGGGAUCGCCGAUGUCAAAGCGAAGAAGAGUUGCGCGAUACCGACAACAAGUCGGAGGAGUCUCACUCUAGGCAUCUCAUCCCUGUCACAAUGGGCCAAAGGACGCCGAGACGCUCGAAGCGAGACGACCAGGCUAGAAGAGCUUCUCUGGUGCAAGCAUGACGCCUUCCAACGUUCGCUUCCUAGUUCCUGCGACCUGCUGGUUCAAGGUGUCUUCUACUGUGCUGUUCGCUUCUGCCGCCUUGCAAGAGCGAGUGCAUACGUUUCAACCGCGUGUCCACAACCGAAGCACGUUUGUGGCGGCGAGGGGCGCCCGCCAUGCGGCCCUACGGCGUCUUUCUCAUGUUCCGGCCGUCUGCUUCACAAAGUGGCUAAUUAUGGGGGGCGAAUCGAUUAGAUGCGAAACAAGGGUACAGGGGUAGCGGACCUCUGACAAGAAGACGCCGUGCAGGCGUGGUGCAGAUGCUUCUCGCCGACGCGUGCGGGUGGUGUGGCUGAGGAGUGGUGCCGCGCCUGCACGAGAUCAUGCGCCAAAUGCCCAGACCUGUCGCACUGCUGCAGUCUGCGCCUUAUGCGGCGGGGGGGUCG
This is a messenger RNA of Microstroma glucosiphilum, 981 nucleotides long. RefSeq lists its product as hypothetical. Bases 200 to 790 code for a protein of 196 amino acids. The transcript has 2 exons. The record is from RefSeq and is a predicted model, not a curated record. Lineage: Eukaryota; Fungi; Basidiomycota; Exobasidiomycetes; Microstromatales; Microstromataceae.